Molecule: messenger RNA, 1880 nt
Organism: Perognathus longimembris pacificus (Pacific pocket mouse)
Lineage: Eukaryota; Metazoa; Chordata; Mammalia; Rodentia; Heteromyidae
Gene: Hmgn5
Product: high mobility group nucleosome binding domain 5
Exons: 6
Coding region: 232-1317 (361 amino acids)
Biological process (GO): chromatin organization
Cellular component (GO): chromatin; nucleus
Molecular function (GO): nucleosomal DNA binding
Source: RefSeq, a predicted model, not a curated record
GUCACUCCAAUCUGGCUCCCACUCCUGCUAACCAUUCACGUAGUUUGGUUGCGUCUUGGCGUGUUUAAUGUUGCCAAUAACGAGAGAUUUUUUUUUUUUUUUGAAGGCGAGUACAGGUCGUGCUGCAAUUAGUUCAUUGAAAACUCAGUUGCUCUCGGAGGCGCCAGGCAGUGGCUGCUUUCGGCUUUUAUUUCUGCUGACUAUUAAGAUCUCCAGUUGGGAGCUGCAACAAUGCCCAAAAGAAAGGCUGCUGGUCAAGAUGAUGUGAAGAAAGAACCAAAGAGAAGAUCAGCUAGACUUUCUGCUUUGCCUGUGCCUGAUAUGCCAGAAUUGAAACCUAAAAGAACAUCAUCUCUAAGGAAAAUGAUGACUAAAAAUGAUGAGAUGGAAGAAAAUACAAAUACAAAUACCAGAAUGGAGUCUGAAAGUGAGCAAGAAGCAUUUGCUAAGGAAGUACCCAACACAGAAAAUUCGGAGAAUGGAGAAGCCAAAAUUAUUGAGCCUACUAUUACUGAAAAGGAAACUGAAGAAAUGAAAGUGGAAAACAUUGAAGUAGAGGGAGGAAAAAAGAAAGAAGAUGAAGAUCAGAAUGAUGAAAAUGAUCAAAAUAAACAAGAUAAACCACAAGAUGGAAAGGGAAACAAAGAAGACAAGAAAGAAGACGUAAACAUGGAUAGUUAUGGAGAUGAGGGAGAAUCUGGGGAAGAGGUAGAAAAGCCGAAACAGAAGGGAGAUGAUAAUGAAGGUGGAGAUGGAAAAGAGAAAGAAGAUGGUGGAAAAGAGUCUGGAGAUGGGGGAAAUGGUAGAGAUGCAAAUGAAUAUGGAGAUGGAAAAAAAGAGGGUGGAGAUGAAGGAAAGGAGGAUGGAGAUGAAGAAAAGGAUGGAGAUGGAAAAGAGGACAGUGAUGAGGCAAAGGAUGGAGAUGAAGGUGAGGAUGGUGAUGAAGAAAAGGAUGAAGCUGAAGAAAUGGAUGAUGAAGAAAAGCAUGGAGGAGACAGCAUUGAUGGGGCAAAGGAUGAAGAUGGAGAGGAUAGUGAUAGAGGAAAGGAUGGGGAUGAAAAUGAAGGAGAUGAGGGAAAGGAUGGAGAUGAGGGAAAGGAUGGAAAUGAUGAAGGAGACACAGAAAAGAAAGAUGUGGAGGAAGACAGAAAGGAAAAUGAAGGUAAAAGUGAGAAAGAAGGUGGAAAACAGAAGGAAGCAGAAAAAGAGGAUGAGAAAGACGAAGAUAACAAAGAUGAAGAUGAAAAGGAAGAUCAAAGCAAACCUGAAAUUGGAAACGAAGCUGAAAAUGAAGACAAAUCUCAGAGUAUUGCUUAAACUGCCCUAUGUAAUUUCAUAAUUUGAUAACAAACCUUCGUGUUUUAAUGUUAAUAGAGAUAAAUAUUUUUAUCAAAUAUUUUAUAAACACUGCUUUUUCUUUAGCAUCAUUUAAUUUUGGAACAUUGUUAUACUGAUCAUUAGUCACAAAAUGCCUAACUUGACAUCUUUAUAAAGUUUCUAAUGGUUGUAGUGAAUGCAUAAGAGAUGCUUUCAUCUUUGUCAGUGGAUUCCUUUUCUAUAAGUUAUGUGCUAAAUCUUUGUCCUAAUUUUAUUCCUAUAUAGAGAAUAAUUUCAGAAAGUAGGUAGAUUCCAAAAGAAAGAGUUUCACUCAGCCUUGUGGUUCUCUAGGUGGCUUUUGUAAAGAAGGUGGACUAUUUUCAUGUAAUGCUAAGAGUUAGAAUUGCCUUUCCCAAAUACAAAUUUGUUAGUAGCUUGGGGAAAGUAUAACGUUGUAAACCCAUUUUUGAAAGAAAUACAAAUGUUUAUUUGAAAAGGGCAGUUUCAAUGAUAUGUGUAUGUGUAAAGUUACUGGACUUAUCUUAAUAAAAAGACUCUUCACA